Molecule: messenger RNA, 4096 nt
Organism: Neofelis nebulosa (Clouded leopard)
Lineage: Eukaryota; Metazoa; Chordata; Mammalia; Carnivora; Felidae
Gene: C13H10orf90
Product: chromosome 13 C10orf90 homolog
Exons: 11
Coding region: 1710-4001 (763 amino acids)
Biological process (GO): regulation of centriole replication
Cellular component (GO): centriole; cytosol; centrosome
Source: RefSeq, a predicted model, not a curated record
CUGUUCAACUCCCACUCCUCUCCCCUGGGAACUAAUCUUUUCAUUGCCUCUGUAGUUUUUAAGUCUUUGAUUUUCCAACUAUAGGCGUGCAUUAAGUUGAUUAAGAAAAAUGCAGUGGCUUUCACCUAAAACACGGACAUCUGGCUUCUUUCGAAAUACCAGCUCAGGGCUGUCACCGUGCCUGGGAGCUUUGGAUGAAGCUCCAUAGCUGGGCAUCCUUUUGGAUAAGAGUUGUCCUUCUGAGUUUGCUAUUGCCCCAAACAGUAACUGUAUUGCAACCAACCACUCCACAUGGACAUCAGUUUCAUUUAAAAAACGUGUCAAGAACAAGAACCACUAUGGGGAAGACAUCUAAAGCUUCCACAUUCCCAUUGCCUCAAAAGGUGGAUGUUUGGCAUUCCCAGCCUAAGUGCUAGUCCCUGCCUGCAGCAGGAGGGGGUGUGGUCCUGGGCCAGGGACUGAUGCUCUGUCUCAGGAAAGGCAUUUGGAGUCACUUCUGCAUUCGGCCUCCCCCACAGCUUUCAGGUGGGGCUGGAGGGUUGUUCAAGGGGCAUCUGUGCUGAAAACCAAGAGGGAGUCAGUCCCCUGCAGAGGAGGGUGCUGUGCAUGGAGCACGGCCACCGUGCUUGUCAUCAGUUUUCUCCUGGCCCAACACUUGAUCCGAGGCUUGUAAUUUUCACCUCUGAAUUACUGCGUUAACAGAAGUGGUCCCAAAACACGGAGUGAGAUGGAAAAGGACUACAUCGUACACCUGCAUUGCCAAAUGAUUCACGAGCCAAUGAUUCUCAGCAUCGUGUAAACCUUCACUACGUUCUAUGUACAGAGAGAACUGUGCAGAAAGCACGCAACCACACUUUGGAGAUGAAGCCUAUGUGACUCUGUGACCCACUGCUCUGUCCCCCCGAUCUUGCCCACCUGAGCCUCCCAGCAUCCCUGUGAGUGGCACGUACGAUUAUCCCAAUUUUCCUCACCGGAGACUGAGGCUCAGGGUGGUGACGGGACUUUGCGUGGUUGGCUUGGGACCAGAGCCGUCACUAAGCUAGUGCACCACCCCCCCUCCCCAGGGACACAGUGCUUCCUAACAAGAGCACUGCCUUCCAAUGCCUGCUUGCAGCCGUCGCUCCUUCUGUGUCCGGCUCUCUUCUUCACCGGGACGUGUUUCUUAUCUUCUCCGGGGCUGAGGUCACUCAUGGUGUCGGCAGGAGUCUGCGCUCGUUCCUUUUGGUCCCGGUAAGACAAGGCAGGAAUUCUAAAAAGCAGCAGCCAUCACUCCUGGGUCCUUUGUACAGUCCUGUAAAUAAUUCAUCUGGACUUGAGGGGUCUGACGCUGAGAACACAUUGAACCUCGCAGUAACCGGCGAGCUCUGCGCGCAGAACUUGAAUCCAGCGGGAAAGAGAAAUGUGUCUUUGAAAUCAGAGACGACUUUGAGUGACCUGAGAACACAGAUAGAGGCACCAGAGACAGACGGACAGCAGCCAGACGGAGUAUUUUUAAGGCACGUAAAGGUCGCCCUCAAGGUUUCCACAUACACAUCCCGCACGCUUGGCAGCUGGGAUCUGGGCACAACCAGGUCUGGAGUUGGAAACACCGGGAGACAUCCCAGCUAGCGCCCUUCCCGAGUCCCUCCUGCUGCUCUCGAUACCUGGAUCAAACAAAGAAAAUUGUGUUUGCCAGGCUCGCCAGCUGAAGUCACAAGAUUCCGGGUAUCAUGCAGCACUCUGGAAUUCCUACCAAAAGUCAUCAGAAGGGGUUUGCCACCCGCCACGGGGAAGAGGCCGUGCAUCGGACCUUCCAGAUAAAAGCGUUUAGUACAGAGUUGAAAAACCAUGUGAUGGUCAUGGAUUUCGUGAAGAGUAAGUGGUUCCCCUCCCAGAGAAGAGCCAAAGUUUGCGUCAUCCGUAUGUACCAAGGCCUAAAGACAGCCGAGCAGACAGCUGGCAGAUAUGAGAUUCACAGCCAGCUCUUCUCGUCCCCCAAAGAUCAUUCUGCUUGGGAAAGAAAUGAAGGUCUUUCAAAGCAGGAGACUCUGGCAUCGCAAAACCCAAAAAUGAUUUCAUCCGUAGUCAUUUCACAGCUGAUUGACGAGAAUAAAUCAAAGGCAAACCGGGCGGCGCUGCCCGCGCCCUGCGCGUCCGCUCUGCACGCACGUCCCGCGAAGCCAUCUCGGGCGACCCGCAGCGGGGUCUCCAUCAGCCGGGCGUUCGCCCUCCUUCCCGGCAAGCGGGCCAUCCAGACACCUGCGCAGAAGCCGGGACCUGACCCCGAGCUGCCGUCCAAUGAGGAGAAGCCGUGCAGCGGCCCCCAAAGGGGCUUUGCGUCCAUCACCAUCACGACCAGGCGCGUGGGCCCCCCAGCCAGCGCCCUGGCGUGGGAGGCCGUGGGGGACCCUCUGUGCACCAAGUGCACGGCCCAGGGCGCUCUGCUCGGGGACCCCUCUGCUCCGGCCGGGGGUACCUAUCCCCGCCCGCACCAUGGACCAUUCGCUUGCACGGAGUUCUCCAGAAACUGCUCUGUAGUGAUGCUGAAGCUUCCCGAGACCCAUCCCCGGCCGUGCGGGGGUCACGAGUGCUGGGUCACCAAUGUGGACAACCGAGAGAAUGGUUUUCCUCCAGGGGCCCCGCGGUCGGGAAAGAGGCCGCUGGUGUUCAGCUCCUGCAUCCAUCUCAGGGUGUCUCAGCAGUGUCCGAAUUCCAUUUACUAUCUAGACCGGUCCCUCUCUGUCCCCAUCGAGCAACCUCAACUUGCUGGCCCUAAAAUGCACAGGUCGGUCCUGUCGCUCCACCUAAAUUGUAGUUCACACAGAUUGACACCAGAUGGAGUUGAUGGCACAGAGAACGGAGGGCCAAUGAGCAGAGCCUUGAAGCCGGAGCUCACGGAGGGGAACCAGACCCUCCUAGGCCCCCGCUGGAACCCAGGUUUGCACAAAAGUCCCUUGAAGGAGAACCCGUUGCCAGAGCAGGUGCAUUCGCGGCCCAGCGCCUGUCCCUGGAGUGGCUCACCUCUGUUGGAAAAUACAGCCUUCUCGGAGGUGGGAGCCAACCAGGUCACUGGAAGAAAAGGGAAAGAGGAUUGCGCAGCUCGACACGCCGGUGAUGGUGCCAACCAGCUGUCCAUUCACAUUCCUGGCUGGAGCUACACAGCAGUAGAAACAAAAGUAUUUUCUGGAAGCAGCAAGAAGCAACAAGGAGAAGCACGUACAACCUUGUCUGCUCCCCCGGUGGCACAGAACCUGGUUAAAGAUUUCCUUCCCGAGGGGUGUAGCUCUCCAAGCAACACCUGUCAAUCUAGCAACUUCUCUGAGCCCUCAGAGAGUCGACAGCAAAGCGUCCUGAAAUCCAGAAUCCUUUUUCCUGGGUUUUUUUGCCCCUUACAAGAUGUAUGCACCUCUCCACAGGAAGACAAUGGUGUUCAGGUAGAAAGAGAGUUCCCCAAAGGAGAUUACAAGUGCUGCGACUUGGUUGUAAAAAUAAAGGGGUGCAGGAAGAGGGAGGAGCCUGAGCCAGCACCCCCCGAGCCGGCGCCCCCCGAGCCAGCGCCCCCCGAGCGACCAGAGACCCCUGACUUGUCAGAAGACUGUUCUGAGUAUCAGCAAACACCUGCAGGUUCCUUGACCUUGCAGGAAGCGCUGGAGGUCCGUAAACCCCAGUUCAUCUCUCGCUCACAAGAACGGCUGAAGAAGCUUGAACACGUGAUACAGCAGAGAAAAGCCCAGCGGAAGGAGAACCUAGCACAGAAGCAGAGUCUCUUUCCUGUCCGCGCCAACAAGAAGCAGUUCACGGUUCCCCACCCUCUGAGCGAUAACUUGUUCAAACCCAAAGAAAGGUACAUUUCGGAGAAGGAGAUGCACCUGCGAUCUAAAAGAAUCUAUAAUAACUUGCCGGAAGUUAAAAGGAAAAAAGAAGAACAAAAGAAAAGAGUGAUGUUACAGAGUAACAGACUCCGUGCUGAAGUCUUCAAAAAGCAAUUACUGGACCAGCUGCUUCAAAGGAACGCGGUCUAAACACAGGCCGCCCUGCUGACCCCCUACCUGGACCCGAGAUGACUUCAAACGCUGGAUCAACCAUUAAACGUAGCAUCAUCUUCAUGAAAUGAAAA